AUGAUAUGUUUAGCAGCUAGACGGCAUGCAGUACCAGUUUCAGUUUGUACUUCUUUCUACAAAUUUACUCCAUUUUUUGUAGCGGAUAUUGAUCGUAUACACUCUUUCGGUUCUGCCACUGCUGUGGUACCAUUCUCAGAGAUGGAAGAAAUGGAAAAUGCCCAAAUUGUGAAUCCCAUCUUCGAUCUGAUAUCUGCAGAGCUUAUAUUGCAGUAUAUAUCACAUACAUCCACCUUCACUCCAUCCCAUGUUUACCGUUUUAUUGGGGAUUAUUACUGUCGUGAUCGCACUGAAAUGUCUUUGUAG
Messenger RNA from Brugia pahangi, 306 nucleotides. NCBI's taxonomy places the organism in Eukaryota, Metazoa, Nematoda, Chromadorea, Rhabditida, Onchocercidae. The record is from the annotation of a GenBank genome assembly.